AAACCCUGCCUGAUUUGUGGGCAAUGUUGGGGAUGCGGAGAGAGAGAGGGAGGGAGAGCGAGAGAGAGAGAGAAAGAGAGGGAGAGGGGGAAGCGGAGAGAGAGAGGGAGACAACACUAACUGGGUAGCUAUGGAGAUAGUAGCUUUUCCUGGUCACUUUCUUUGACAGGUGUCGAGUGGGAUAAAACAAGUGUCACGACAGCUUCCAAAGAUGUACGGCAAGGGCAAAGGAGCUGUGGUCCCCUCCGACAGCCAGGCGCGAGAGAAGUUAGCGUUGUAUGUGUACGAGUACCUCCUGCAUGUGGGAGCACAGAAGUCGGCACAGACGUUCCUGUCCGAGAUAAGAUGGGAGAAGAACAUCACGUUAGGAGAACCCCCUGGAUUUCUCCACUCGUGGUGGUGUGUGUUCUGGGACUUGUACUGUGCCGCACCGGACCGAAGGGAGACCUGCGAGCACUCCAGUGAAGCCAAGGCCUUCCAUGACUAUAGCGCAGCGGCAGCCCCCAGCCCAGUCAUGGGUAACAUGCCCCCCAACGAUGCCAUGCCAGGGGGUCCCAUGCCUCCAGGCUUCUUCCAGGGACCACCCGGCUCACAGCAGUCCCCCCAUGCACAGCCCCCCCCACACAACCCCAGCAACCCCAUGAUGGGACCUCACGGGCAGCCUUUCAUGUCACCGCGGUAUCCAGGUGGGCCACGCCCCUCGCUCCGAAUGCCAAAUCAGCCUCCUGGGGGGAUUCCAGGGUCACAGCCGCUCCUGCCAAACAGCCUGGACCCUACAAGACCACAAGGACAUCCAAAUAUGGGCGGUCCGAUGAGAAUGAACCCCCCAAGAGGCAUGGCCAUGGGCCCCCAGAAUUAUGGUGGCAUGAGACCUCCGCCCAACUCGAUGGGGGGACCGAUGCCGGGAAUGAACAUGGGCCCAGGCGGCAGAGGACCGUGGCCGGGACCCAAUGCUAACUCGAUAGCCUACUCCUCCUCAUCUCCAGGAAACUAUGUGGGUCCCCCGGGGGGAGGCGGACCUCCAGGAACACCCAUCAUGCCCAGCCCAGGUGAUUCAACCAACUCUAGUGAAAACAUCUACACGAUGAUGAACCCAAUCGGACCUGGAGGCAACAGACCUAAUUUCCCUAUGGGUCCAGGGCCCGACGGGCCGAUGGGAGCGAUGGGAGCAAUGGAGCCGCACCACAUGAACGGAUCACUAGGGUCCGGAGACAUGGACGGGCUGCCAAAGUUUGUCUCUCCACCUUCCCUACAGAGCUCCCCGAACAACAUGGGGGGCAUGAACAACCCUCCUGGAACGCCGAGGGACGACGGCGAAAUGGGCGGGAAUUUCUUGAACCCAUUCCAAAGUGAAAGUCCUGCCGGGACCGCCCUCGAGCAUGCUGGGACUCUCAUAAAGACGGGCGCUCCCGGGGUGUGCAAGAUGGCCGGCAGUCUGAACAGGAAGCAGUUACAGAGCAACCGGAAGAGCCUCUUCUCUUCCGCUGACGCCGGCCUCCCCGGCUUCCUGUCGGGGUCCAGACAGUGAGCAAGGGAAGAGAGCACAGCGGCACCGCAGACUGACCCCUCAGCUCUCUCUCUGUCUCAUCAGCGGACUGGAAAGCUCCUCAGACAUUGGCUGAGGUUUGGCCCCCCUGGAUCCAGCAGAGACGCCGCGCUCUCUCUGUGUACAAUGUAACACAGUGUUGUGAUGCUCAUUGGACGAUCUUCUUUUCAUUUUUUGUGUAUGUAUUGUAUCAUUUUUAUUAUUGUAUUAUUGUUAUUAAUUAUAUUGCUCCGUCAUUUUAAGUUUUCUCGGCACAUUUCUGGAGACUCACAGAGCCGAUGCUAAUUUAAUAUUCAGGAGUUUGGAGUAAUAUUUCUGCCUCAUACAGACGCGCACGUCACUGUAGUCCAAGUUUCUGACCUCGGUCCAUUUGAAACGUCAAACUUCAGGGGGUUUUCUCUGGAGUUUCCCACCUGUUUGUAGCUCUCGGUAAUAUAGCGCCUCACGUCAGCGCCCCCUGCUGGUGUUCUCCCGCUUGGUACUCACUCGCCUUUUUUUGUCUUUUUUUUUUCAACUCAGAAACAGUCUCUUCAUGCAGAGAAAUGCACAGCUGUAUUUAUUUAUGUACUUUUGAUUUGUCUUAUGAAACAUGUUGGAGUGUUUAGCCUGAUGUUUGCAGAACGAUGGUAGCAACUGUGUUAUGAUGCAGGUCACCAGUGUCCAGCCGCUCUACUGACCCCCACACUCCUGUCGCUCCUACAUGUGGUCAGACCUCCACUCACUGUGAUGUACUUUGUUUGAGUUCACAUGUCGAACCUAGACUUUAAGCUUAACACGGGGGGAGGGGGGGGGACAGCAGGUCGGGUCAGAACCGGUCCGGUCGACGGUGCAUCCUUUCCCCACCCACGGAACUUCCCCUCUGAUUUUUAUACAAUCCUCCAUCUUUUUUUAACCCUUUAUUUUUGUAAAUACUGUACAAUGCAUUUUGAUAUCAUUGACAUGUUUUGAUAUUUCAAGUCACUCAGUCGAGCCGGAGCUGCUGCGUCUCUGCUCCGAGAAGAACCAGAGCGGCUGGUCGAUGAUUCACUGCGGAGCUCGCCGCGUCUUACAUGAAAUAUGUUUUUAAUCUUUUACAAGAGAAAUUGAACCGCUUCUCCACGGAGCCUCCGACACUGAACCUGAACGCCCGGCUCUCCAUCCAGACCCACGGGACCAGAGACUUUACUAUGAAGGAUUUUUUAAAAUUCUAUUUAAAUGGGGCAGGAAGACGCUCUCCCGCCCUGGUCUGGGGAGCACUGUGGUCUGGAGCGCAGUGGAACCUCUCCCGAUGGUUCUGUCCUGUAAGAAACGCCGUCACCACCUUUUCUGUAUUUCUAUCGUGCUGAUGUAAAAUACUGUAACAUUGAGGGGCGCGGGAGGGCGACAGAGGAAUGUGGGAGGGGUUUAACCAAAUUUCGGUUCCUCAUCUGACCCGUCUGGAUGACAGAGCAGUAUUGAAUAUGAGGCAGUCAGUCAGUUGCUUUGUAUCUCAUGUUAGGCUAGUUUCCGAAUCUAAAUGUCUCGUGUAGUAAAAUAAAGAGGUUCCUUCUUCGUACGUUUCUUUAUAUUGUAAAGUUUCUUUAGAAAUGCUAUUUGGAAAAAAAACGGUGGGAAAAUUGCAUUGAUAAAUGAUUUUUUUUUAUUUCCAUCAUGUUGUCAGUCUUUUUUGCCUGUGUCCCCCCUUGUUGUAGAUACAUAUGAAAACAAAUAAAAUGACUUCACUCCUUUUGCCAUGAA
Messenger RNA from Synchiropus splendidus (mandarinfish), 3262 nucleotides. RefSeq lists its product as uncharacterized. Gene Ontology annotation, molecular function: protein binding; single-stranded DNA binding. The transcript is spliced from 18 exons. Gene Ontology annotation, biological process: positive regulation of transcription by RNA polymerase II. Gene Ontology annotation, cellular component: nucleus. The record is from RefSeq and is a predicted model, not a curated record. NCBI's taxonomy places the organism in Eukaryota, Metazoa, Chordata, Actinopteri, Syngnathiformes, Callionymidae. The coding region runs from base 212 to 1528 and encodes 438 amino acids.